This is a messenger RNA of Macrosteles quadrilineatus (aster leafhopper), 1164 nucleotides long. Its product is annotated as piggyBac transposable element-derived protein 4-like. The record is from RefSeq and is a predicted model, not a curated record. Bases 1 to 1164 code for a protein of 387 amino acids. The transcript has a single exon. NCBI's taxonomy places the organism in Eukaryota, Metazoa, Arthropoda, Insecta, Hemiptera, Cicadellidae.
AUGCCAUGUGAACGUUUUGAGGCCAUUUCUAAGAACUUGCACUUCUGUGAUGAUACAAAGAUCAGUGAUUAUCAGGGCCAAAAGGGGUUUUUCAAAAUUUUCUCUGUAAUUGAACAUCUGAACGCUAGGUUUCAAUCCUCUUAUAGACUGUCUCAAAAUAUAUCCAUCGACGAGUCUCUGACAUUGUGGAAGGGCCGUUUGGGCUUCAAGCAAUAUUUGCCCCUAAAAGCAGCCAAAUUCGGGAUAAAAUCGUUUGAUAUAUGUGAAUCCUCCUCAGGCUUUACGUGGUCCUUCAUUGUAUAUACCGGAAAAGGCAUGGUCUUUGAUAAUCCUAUCAUCUUACCUAAAUCAAACAUGUCCACUGCGAUUGUUCUCUCCCUUAUGGAGCCACUUCUUGAUAAAGGAUUUACUUUGUUGAUGGAUAAUUGGUAUAAUUCCCCUGAGCUUUCAAAAUUAUUAAAAGAAAAAAAUACAGACACAUGUGGCACCCUAAAAUUAUCAAGGAAAAAUGUUCCAGAUGAAAUCAAAAGUCAAAAAUUAGAAAAAGGAGAAAUUGUAGUAAAACACAGUGGAGAUGUGAUGGUGAUGAAGUGGCACGACAAAAGAAUCGUCACUCUCAUUUCUACCUUCCACUCCCAUGAAAUGGAGCAAAGACUUAGCAAGAAUGGGAGGCAAGAAAUGAAGCCAGCUUUGGUGUAUGAAUAUAACAAGCAAAUGGGAGGGGUUGAUAUGAGGGACCAAAUGCUGCACGCAUAUCAGCUAGAGAGAAAAAGGGGCUUGAAAUGGUACGUAAAAAUAUUUAAACGCCUUUUGAAUAUUUCUGUAUUGAAUUCCUUUAUAAUCUGGAAAUCUAAUACCCAGAAAAUUGACCACAUUUCCUUUCGAUUAGAUCUUAUAAAGAUGCUUUUUGAGACCCAUGGCCCUGAAGUACCAAGACCUGUUUUCGGAAGACCUUCAAUUGAGCCGAGACCUGCUAGACUUACAGAAAGGCACUUCAUUUACCUGAUACCACCUACAGGAAGUAAAGUAAAUGCACAAAAGAGGUGCUGUGUAUGUGCAAAACGGGGAGUAAGAAGAGACAGCAGAUAUUGGUGUCCCAAGUGUGAAGCAGGACUGUGUCUUGGAGCAUGCUUCGAAGACUACCAUACAAAGGUUAACUUCUAA